Molecule: messenger RNA, 1389 nt
Organism: Oldenlandia corymbosa var. corymbosa
Lineage: Eukaryota; Viridiplantae; Streptophyta; Magnoliopsida; Gentianales; Rubiaceae
Source: the annotation of a GenBank genome assembly
AUGGAGGAGUUACAUGUUGAAGUUGUAUCGAGGAAGAUGAUGAAGCCAUUAAAUCCAACUCCAGAUCAUCAGCGAAAACUCAAAAUCUCUUUGUUUGAUCAAUUUGCUGCAAGAGUAUAUCCCGGUAUUCUUUACUACUACAAUUCAGGCGACGGCGACGACCAAAAAAGCACCCAGAAGAAGAAAUGCGCCGAGUUGGAGAAUUCAUUGCCCAAGGCAUUGGAUUUGCUCUACCCAUUUGCCGGCCGAUUCGUAAAAGACCAACUCUCCAUUGAAUGCAGUGAUACAGGAGUUGAAUUCUGGCAAGCCCGAGUCACGAACUGGAAGCUCCCAGAAUUGCUCCGGCGAGCACCUGAUCAGGUUGAACUCCUGGACAAGCUUCUGCCAUGGGGGAAUAAUAAUCCACCUUCAGUAGAGUCCGAGACAAGCCCUUUGGUAGCUAUCCAGGUGACCAGUUUCGAAGACGGCGGAAUCAUCGUCGGCAUAAGGAUUUCCCACAUUAUUUUCGAUGCAGCCACAACCUUCUUGUUCAUGAAUACAUGGGCUUCUGUUUGUCGUUAUGGCGGCGAAGUUCCUCCAUUUUUGAACAAAAUUAUCACACACGAUGUGGCCGACGCUUUUCCGGCCAUCCCGCCAUCAAAAUUGACAGAACCAUUCAGCCAACAGAACCAUCCACUUAUCUCCACUGUCUUACCAGGCUUCGAUAAUGAAGCUAAAAUUGUCACCAGAAGAUUCCUGAUUUCAUCGAAACUCCAUCUUGGUUUACCGAAAUGUAUCAAACACGGAGAAAUCAAGUUGUAUUCUAGAGUCGUCGUGACGUUGGCUCUAGUAUGGAAGGCACUCAUGAUCACAUCAGUUGCAAAUCACGGGCAUCUCAGGGAUUCCGUGUUAUCAAUCCCGAUGAACUUGCGCCGACUCGUACCUGUCGGAAACAAAAACCCUUUCGGGAACUUUUUCAUUUCGGUGGUUGUUCCAUUUUCAGCUGCAACCGAUGAUGAUGAUUUGGAUUUGUGUGAUCUGAUGGUUCUGAUUAAGAAUGCGAUUUCCGAUAUGACGAAGAAGAUUGUGAAUGCUGCUGAGAGAAGUAGGGAUGAUGUGGUGAAAGAGUUUAUGAAAUCGAGAAAGGAAGUGAGUGAAGCGUGGAAGAACAGCGUUCGGGCGGAUGUUUAUUUUUGUUCGAGUUGGUAUGGAGCGUUAGCGGUGUACGAGACUGAUUUCGGGUGGGGAAAGCCGAUCUGGGCAAGCAUUUCUACUCAGCCUGGGCCUGGCGUUUGCUUGAUGGAUUCUCGCAAUGAUGAUAAGAUGGAACUUUGGGUGAGCUUGAAACAAUCCGAUAUUCUCACUUUUCAGCGAAUUUUCUACAAUCUUGCAUCCGUUUCAAAUAUCUAG